This is a messenger RNA of Porites evermanni, 3563 nucleotides long. Lineage: Eukaryota; Metazoa; Cnidaria; Anthozoa; Scleractinia; Poritidae. The record is from the annotation of a GenBank genome assembly.
GGUUGUAUUAACUCAGUUCGCAGCUCGACCUCUAAACCUAAUAAAAACUCGCAUGAUCCUGAUGAUGAGGUCGUGAGGUCCUUGAAAAGGUCGUCUCUUAAAGAAGGAUGUGAAGAUGACGAAGAAAAUAGACCUCAAGUGACCAGAGAAAAAAACAAAAUUAAAAGGCUUCAGACAAGCAUUCACAAAAACUUAAUAAAACUGUUUCAUAAGCUAAAAAGUGCCAAACCCGGAAGCGUAAUGCCUGAUCGCAAGGAAUUUACUAACUUCGCAGAACCAGCAAACCAAAAUGGCAAAUCUGGCAAUGCAGUAUCAACAGGCAUUCCACUGAGUAAAGUCAGAGACGGAAUCAAUAACAUCACUCAGUUUCAAGACAUGAACACUACAUCGACGCUCAAAGCUCUUGACAAAUUGGUAGGUGCAGUUCUUCCUAACAUGUCGUCGUUGCUAAACAACAGUAAUCCACAACGAGCUGAUGAUGCUGAUGGCGGAAGUGGCUCUGGGACAGAACCCAAUGAGCUACAGAAAAAUAAAUCAGAUCCUUACGCUGCCAUCGCUGCAGGACCCGACCACCCUAAGCUUCCACCAGACCUGAAGAUUACUCCUGGUGGUGGAUCGGACGGAGAAGCUCCACCUGUGGUACCUGUUGGGAUGUCUGAUGAUAGUAAGACCGGCGGAAGAAACGAUGAAGGACAUGGUCCUACUCCAGAAGGUAACCAUGAAUAUUUGUCUAACUUUGACUUCACAUUCACUCUGUACUGCAGAAUUCUUUAAUGUGUUUUAAGUUUGCCCUUUUAUCCCUACUGUCGGGAUUUUAGCUGCCGUUGCGAUGCCACGCAAUCUGUGUUUGAAGUGGAUUCGUGCCUUCCAAUCGCAGUACCAUUUAAUGAUAUUCCCUACUUUAAAAACUGGAUCGUCUCAGUCAUGUGAUCUAUGUAUGCCUUUCUACAAGAAAAUAUCGCAAAAUCACAAAAUAUAAAUGUGAUUUCGGCUUUUCUGCUCUUUCGAGCAACAUAAGUAGGAUUUAUCAAUAUUCUUUGGUGGGUUAGUACGAUUUACCGAUUUAGUGCUUUUUAAAAAUGCUUGCUAUGCUCUUGUUGAUCCUAGCUUGGUUUUUUUUCUAGAACCCAGUGAAGCCCCAAGUCAGGAUGAAGGUAACCGAACUCUUUUGAUAGCUUUUAAAAAGGGAACUGAACAUUCAAUAAAUGAAAAAGACAAUUUGAUGAUAAAAUUUCCUUUCUACAUUGCUCGUUUAGACAAAGACAACUCCGAAGAACCAGACAAUCCUAUGGUGAAGCAAAUGCAAGCCCAAGCUAUGCAAGUAAUACAGGAGCAGAUGCAAAACCAGUUCAAGGCCGCCAUGCAAGCCGCUAAAGGAAUGCCUGGCAUGUCGGGUGGCAUGGGUGGAAUGGCAAUGAUGGGAGGAAUGGGAGGAAUGCAAAGUAUGAACGGUGGAAUGGGUGGUGGAAUGGGUGGUGGAAUGGGUGGUGGAAUGGAUGGUGGAAUGGAUAGCAUGGGAGGAAUGGGUGGAGGAAUGGAUAUGGGAGGAAUGAACGACAUGGGGGGUAUGGGAGGAAUGGCAGGAUUUGGAGGAAUGGGAGACAUGGGAAUGGCAGGAAUGUACGGCAAUCGUAUGGCAGAAAUGGCUGGAAUGGGAGAUUUUGCUGGCAAUGCUUAUCAGAGAGACUCGCUGAGGGGCAGUAGGGAGUCUUUCGGUGAAGGAAACCCUUUCUACCCAAGAGGUCUUGGUGGAGGAUUCAGAGCACCCAUGGGACCAAUGUACCCAAUGGUAGACGAAUCGGCAGUUGGAAGAGAUAAAGUUCCCGUGGGGUACGAGGAGCGGGAGCCGAUGCCUUACUUCCGUCCUUUCCGGAGACAUCGUUAUUUUAGUGACGGUGAUGACCUCGAUGACGAUGUUAGUGAUGAUGAUGAUGAGGAGGACGAACCGUAUUUUGUUCCAGCAAGAGAACAUGCUGCGUUUGACGAGCCAUUAGACGAAGGGGCUGAAAACGAAAUGGAUGACGGGUAUGAUGCACCUUAUGAAAGGAAGACGAAAAUAGAAAAAGUUGAAAAACCUAAAAAGAAAAGCAAGGUGAGGCACACCAGCCACAAGAGAAGCAAGGCAGCUAAAGGACACGCGAAGAAGUCCAAAAAACACUUCACAGAGAAGCGAGGAAAGACUGAAGGUAAACAACGCAAAAAGAAGGAAUGAGCCCUGUAGAUCGUGCAUGAAACUCUUUUCUUCCUGGAGCAAGAAAGAUAAUAGGCACAGAGAAAUUGCAUGCUUGUGAAAUUGUCAUGGAAGAAGUGUCUUCGAUGAAAACUGGGACUGCCUUUAGAAGCAAUAAUUUGAGUCAGCUAGAUAUUAGAUAUCUCUAUUUACAUUUAUGACACAACUCAGAACUGUUUUUCAGAAAGAAAAAUAUUAUUGUCAACACAAUUCAGUAUUUCGUAUUCCUUCAGGGAGAUUUGUUAAUCAGUAAUUGCUUCCUUCAGCAAAGGAAUAUACAACAUUUUAAUCAUUUUUAAUAAAAUACCUUUGACAAGAAAUCAUUUCUUCGUUGAACCUUUUACUCGGAAAAAGAAGAAUAUCUGAUUCUUCAGCAUACUUAUUUGGUAUGUAGAAGUAUCAUUGAUCGUGAUUUUACGCCUGCAUCAGAAGUCACAAACAAGGAGAAGCAAAAGUAAUUAGCUUAUAUUUUGUCCGUUAGAGGUCUCUUGCAGAUUGACAUAGCGUUCACUCACAGACAUUAAAAUAAAAGUGUUUGGCAAAAUUUGUUGUAAUCUUACAUCAUUGUAAUCUCGUAGGUGUGAGUACUGAUGCAGUAACCCCGCAGAUGUUUUACAGUUCAGCGAUGAAACAAAUGCAGCAACAAGCGAUGUCGGCUAUUGAAAAACAGAUGCAAAACCAAUUUGCCAGCGCUUGGAAAGGUGCUAAUGGAAUGGGAGCAAAGAUGAAUAUGGGAGGUGGAAACAUGGGCGGCGGAAUGGCAGGGAUGAUGGGUGGUAUGGCAGGAAUGAAUGGAAUGGCAGGAAUGGGAAUGGGAAUGGGAGGGAUGAAUCAAAUGCAAGGUAUGCUAGGAAAGGGAGGAGGUGGAGGAAGAAUGAAUCAAAUGCAGGAUCAACCACAAGGAAUGGGCCCCAUGCCCGAUAUGCCAGGAGGACAAGAAGGGUUUGGCCCCAUUAAAAUGCCAGGAGGUUUUGGUCCCAUGAAUGAUAUGCCAGGAGGAAUGGGCCAGAUGAAUAAUAUGCUAGGAGGGCCAGGCGGAGCGGGGCCGAUGAAUGAUAUGCCGGAAGGACUUGGAGGAAUGGGAUCUAUGCAGGGUAUGCCUGGCGGGCCACAAGGUAAUGGACCGAUGCAAGAUUUUCCUGAAUAUGGAGGAAUGGGUGGAUUUGGAGGAGGUAAUGGCAUGGAUGUUCAGGAUCCGAGCAUGCAGACAAGCAUGGGUAAUGGCUUAUUUAAAAGAGUGUUGAAGAACAAGGCUAACAGAAAAGACAGUCACAAGAAAACUAAAAUAACUAAGGGUAGGAAAGGUUCUCACAAGAUGAAACACCACAAUUAG